Molecule: messenger RNA, 5830 nt
Organism: Acipenser ruthenus (sterlet)
Lineage: Eukaryota; Metazoa; Chordata; Actinopteri; Acipenseriformes; Acipenseridae
Product: patatin-like phospholipase domain-containing protein 6
Exons: 37
Coding region: 146-4360 (1404 amino acids)
Biological process (GO): phosphatidylcholine metabolic process
Cellular component (GO): endoplasmic reticulum
Molecular function (GO): phosphatidylcholine lysophospholipase A1 activity
Source: RefSeq, a predicted model, not a curated record
AAGCUUAAAUCAAUCCACGCGUUAUUGUCAUCAGCACCGGGUUAUUAAGAUGUACAAGUCUUGAUGGAGGUCGAUUCUUUCAUGUUGCUGUAGAUCUGUAUAACGGGGUGUUUAUGGACCUGCUUCCUGACGACAGGAGUGCAGAAUGGGGCAGACCACGUCUGGAGAAGCAGAACCUGCUGAUGAAAGGUUUGCAAACAUCAAGACGUUUGUGGAAGAUCAGCUGCAGACUAGCAUGAUGGUGGGGAUAAUGAUCGGCGCUGGCAUCUCAAUCGUUCUCAUUGCCAGCCUCCUCUUCUUCAUCCUGCGCAGGAUCCAGUUCAGAAACAGGCAGGCCCAGGAAUCGCCCAAAUACAGGUUCCGCAAGAGAGACAAGGUCAUGUUCUACGGACGCAAGAUCAUGCGCAAGGUAUUUGUGUUUCCAGUCUCUCAGUCCACCUCCUCCCUCGUUGGCACCACCCCCUCCCGGCCGCGCAUGAAGAAGAAGCAGAAGAUGCUCAACAUUGCCAAAAAGAUCCUGCGCUUCACAAAGGAGGUCCCCACCCUGCAGCUGAAGGAGCCACCCCCCUCCGUGCUGGAGGCUGACCUGACCGAGUUCGACGUGGCCAACUCCCACCUGCCCUCCGAGGUGCUGUACAUGCUCAAGAAUGUGAGGGUGCUGGGCCACUUUGAGAAGCCUCUGUUCCUGGAGCUGUGCAAGCACAUGGUGUUCCUGAAGUUCCAGCAGGGGGAGUAUGUGUUCAGACCAGGGCAGCCCGACAGCAGCAUCUAUGUGGUUCAGGAUGGGAAGCUGGAGCUUUGUCUCACUGGAGUGGAUGGGAAGGACGGGGUGGUGAAGGAGGUGUAUCCAGGAGACAGUGUGCACAGCCUGCUCAGCAUCCUCGAUGUCAUCACAGGUCACCAGAAGCCCUACAAGACUAUGUCUGCGCGAGCGGCCGAGGUGUCCACCAUCCUUCAGCUCCCAGUGGAGGCUUUCCUGAAGAUCUUUGAGAAAUACCCGGAGAGCUUGGUGCGAGUGGUGCAGAUUAUUAUGGUUCGGCUGCAGAGGGUGACAGUGCUGUCUUUGCACAACUACCUGGGCCUGACCAAUGAGCUGUUCAGCCAUGAGAUGCAGCCCCUGCGUCUGCCCCCCCAGUCCCCUCACCCCUCUCGCACCAGCCCUGUCCGGCACAGCAGGCGCUUCGGGAGCUGUAACACUGUGUCUGAGGAGCAGCGGGACGGCACGGGCAAACAGGAGAGCGGGGGCGAUCACUUGAAAACCCAAGAAGGUUCCUCUGUGCCAAUGAUAAGCAGGACCAUCUCCAUGCCUGUUGAUAUCUCGGGGUUGGAGAGGGGCUCUUGUUCGGACUUCGAUAUGGCGUACGAGCGAGGCAGGAUCUCUGUGUCCCUGCAGGAGGAUGGCAUGAUGGGAACUCCAUCGUUCACGAGGAGUGUGUCCCAGGACCCCCGGGAGAGGAAGUCCGGGACGGUGGAGGAGACGCACUCGGGAGUGGAGGAGGACGGGCUGGACGGCCAGGACAGGACGCUGCCCUGCAAGCACAGCGCUAACCUCUUCGAAGAGGGCAAGAAGGACAUCCUCAAACUCAUGCUCAUCGAGGACCCCUCUCUGCUAAACGGGCGUGUGACUCUGCACCAUGCCAAGGCGGGCUCUGUGCUGGCUCGACAAGGGGAUCAGGAUGUGAGCCUCCACUUCGUGCUGUCGGGCUGCCUGCACGUCUACCAGCGGAUGAUUGAUAAGCAGGAGGACGUGUGUCAGUUUGUGACCCGGCCUGGAGAGAUGGUGGGCCAGCUAGCAGUGCUCACAGGAGAGCCUCUCAUCUUCACCAUCAAGGCUACCCGGGACUGUGUCUUCCUCAAGAUCUCCAAGUCCGACUUCUACGAGAUUAUGCGUGAGCAGCCCAGUGUUGUGCUCAGUGCUGCGCACACUGUGGCGGUCCGAAUGUCGGCUUUCGUUCGCCAGAUGGACUUCGCUAUCGACUGGAUGGCCGUGGAGGCUGGGAGAGCUCUCUACAGGCAGGGAGACCAGUCCGACUGCACCUACAUCGUUCUGAACGGACGUCUGCGCUCUGUGAUCCGCAAAGCCAACGGCAAGAAGGAGCUGGUGGGAGAGUACGGGAGAGGAGACCUGAUCGGAGUGGUGGAAGCUCUGACACGACAGCCUCGCGCCACCACAGUCCACGCGGUCAGAGACACGGAGCUCGUCAAACUGCCCGAGGGAACCCUGAACAUCAUCAAGAGGAGGUACCCCCAGGUCGUGACACGACUGAUCCACCUGCUGGGACAGAAGAUUCUGGGGAACCUGCAGCAAGCCAGGGGCCCUUUCUCAGGCUCCAGCAUCGGAUUCAAUUCGGUGGCCUCGAGCCACGACGUGACCAACCCAGCCAGCAACCUGUCCACUGUAGCGGUGCUGCCUGUCUGCGAUGACGUGCCGGUCAAUGCUUUCAAUCUGGAGCUGAGCCACGCCCUCAAUGCCAUCGGACCCACCCUUCUCCUCACGAGUGACAUCAUCCGGGAGCGGUUGGGAGCCUGUGCCUUAGACAGUAUCUACGAGUAUCGCCUCUCAGGCUGGCUGGCUCAGCAGGAGGAUAUUAACCGCAUUGUUCUGUACCAGACUGACUACACCAUGACCCCCUGGACCCAGCGCUGCAUCCGGCAGGCAGACUGCAUCCUCAUCGUGGGGCUGGGGGACAUGGAGCCCACCCUGGGGGAGCUGGAGCGGAUGCUGGAGAACACUGCGGUGCGCGCUCUCAAGCAGCUGGUGCUGCUGCACCGGGAGGACGGGCCCGGCCCGGCCCGCACCGUCGAGUGGCUCAACAUGCGCAGCUGGUGCUCCGGACACCUCCACCUCCGGGCCCCCCGCAGGGUCUUCUCCAGACGCAGCCCCGCCAAGCUGAGAGAGAUGUAUGAGAAAGUGUUUGAGAAGACAGCUGACCGGCACAGUGACUUCUCUCGUCUCGCCCGAGUCCUGACUGGGAACACCAUCGCCCUGGUACUGGGAGGGGGCGGGGCCAGGGGCUGCUCGCAUGUGGGGCUCAUCAAGGCUAUGGAGGAGUCGGGGAUCCCCAUCGACAUCGUCGGGGGGACGUCUAUCGGGUCCUUCAUCGGGGGUCUGUACGCAGAGGAGCGCAGUGCGGUCCGGACCAAGCAGAGGGCACGCGAGUGGGCCAAGGCGAUGAACUCCGUGUUCAAGACCGUGCUGGAUCUCACCUACCCCAUCACCUCCAUGUUCUCUGGAUCUGCCUUCAACACCAGCAUCUCCAAGGUGUUCCAGGACAAGCAGAUCGAGGACCUGUGGAUCCCCUAUUUCAACGUGACCACAGACAUCACCGCGUCCGCAAUGCGGGUUCACAAAGAUGGCAGUGUCUGGUGUUAUGUCAGAGCCAGCGCGUCCUACACCCCCUAUUUACCUCCUCUCUGCGACCCCAAGGACGGGCAUUUGCUUGUGGAUGGCUGCUAUGUAAACAAUGUCCCAGGCUCACUAUGGCGGUAUGUGCGAGCUAGCAUGACCCUUUCCGGGUACCUACCGCCACUCUGUGACCCAAAGGAUGGAAACUUGCUUAUGGACGGAGGCUACAUCAACAACCUGCCAGCGGACAUCGCCAGGAACAUGGGGGCCAAAACGGUGAUCGCCAUCGACGUGGGCAGCCGGGACGAGACUGGCCUCUGUAACUAUGGAGACAGCCUGUCUGGCUGGUGGUUGCUGUGGAAACGCAUUAACCCCUGGGCGGAGAAAGUGAAGGUUCCUGACAUGGCUGAGAUCCAGUCCCGGCUGGCCUACGUGUCGUGUGUGCGGCAGCUGGAGGUGGUGAAGAACAGCGCGUACUGCGAGUACAUUCGCCCGCCCAUCGACCACUUCAAAACCAUGGACUUCGGCAAGUUCGACGAGAUCUACGAGGUGGGGCUGCAGCACGGGAAGGUGGUGUUCAGUGGCUGGGGCCGGGGGGAUAUCAUUGAUAAGAUGCUGAAAGACAGACGAUCAGCCGAUUUCAACGACAGCAAGAAGACCAGCUACCCCUGCGCUGGUGCUGACUUCACUGAUCUCGCUGAGAUUGUGUCCCGGAUCGAGACGGUGCCGAGCUACCUCGCUGCGGACGCAGAGGAGUCGGACUAUCUGACGGAGUACGAGGAUGAUGGGAUGGACACUGUGAGAGAGGAGGAGGGAGAGGAAGAGGAGGAGGAGGAGCCUGAAGAUCAAGUCCCUGCGGAGUGGACACAGAACGGGGUGUUUGAGACGGAUGAAGAGAAGUCGAUCCGAAAUCGUAGGAAGAAACCCUUGGAAGCAGCAUCUGGGACGGAGACCUCCGACUCGGAGCCAGGGAGAUGGAGUGAGAGUGGAGGGGGUGGAAGGAAGCUGCUGUGAGAGCCAGUCUGGGGUCUUUAACAGAAACAAAAAGCCUGGACCUUGCAACACUGUAAAAUAUGUGUUCUUUUUUUAUAUAUAAAAGAAGAUAAGCCUUCAAUAAUGAACUAAUAUAAUUAAUGCAAAAUAUAUUGAGGUGCAUUAACGGACAGAUAAGUAUUUAAAAAAAAAAAAAUUAAGAUUUUAUUAGCCGUUAACCCAAAAAAAUUAUUUUUGUUUUCUCAAGAAAUGGAAGCGUGUGCGUGUGCGUGUGCGUGUGCGUGAGCAGUAUGUGUGAGGGAGUGAUGUUUGUCCUACACAUGAUCACUUUAAGCAGUUGAAUAUUUAUGCACACUGGUGUGUUCAUGCAUAUUCCCAGAUUCCUUCGAAAACCAAAGGUCCAAAAUAGAAAGAUUUUCCAACAACUCUCUGUCCCUAAUGAACUACUUUUUAAAAAAAAAAUAUUAAGACGGAUUCACAAAGCCCCAUGUCAUGACACAGAAAAUAGUUAGGUUACUGUUUGCUUGUUUAACAGCCAUUCAAAACCGAUCCUGAAUAAUAGUAACUCCACUGUUCCUGUAGUGUAGGAAAGAUAACUUAAAACAGCUGACCUUCCAUAACUAUAAAACGAACCAACCACUAAAAUCAUCUGAUACACUAAUAUGAGUUAAUGAGUUAAAGCAGACUUUUUAAAAAGGUUUGUGAAUAGUCCUCAACAUUACAUAUGCCUCUACCAAGUGCUUUGAAUCCUUUAUAAUGAUGUCUUAUUUCUGAAUCGCUUCACUCUCACCCUCUCACUCUCAUUGCGUUUGGUUUCUGAUGUGAAAAGGGACGAGAGACAGAAAGCAGCUCAGCAUGUGCCAACAGCGAGGGCUCAGUCUCUCAGCUUCCAUCUGAUUGCUUUAGUUCCCUUUCCCUCUACCUGUGGUUUGGAUUAAAUCUACAGAUCAGAUCCAGCCAGCGUUUAAACGUCUGUGUUGCUUCUAAAGAACUUUGUAACGCACUGAAAGCAACGUGUUUACACUCUGAAAGCCAAGUGUAAAAACAAUACCAUGACCCUGGUCUUAAACCCUCCCUGCACGGACUGAACUGCAGCAUUUCAGAGCUCUUCCAGGGGUCUAGGAGUCUAGAGACAGCAAUGCCACUUCCCUCAUGUCUGUGCAAUGCUGUGGUACGCGUUGCCAGUAUAUUUAAAGGUAGUUAUUUAUAAAAUAUUUUUGUUAUAGUUUUCUUUUUUUAAUACCAGUCUGAUUCCUUGAGUGGAAAUGAGACUAACAUGAAAAUGAUAAUGUUUAUUACUUUUAACUGCUGUUAGUUUGCACUGAUCCCUAACUUGGUGUACAAAUUUGGAGGGGAUUAUAUUUUGGGUUUACUUUUGCAAUAAUAAUAAUGAGAAGAAAUAUAAUAUAUUGAUAAAUAUGUAGAACAAAUGUGAUAUAAUUGAAUUAAUAUCUGGAAAAAGACUGAACAAUAAAAACACAAGGAAUGGAA